AUGAAGCGCCCCAUGGUUGGGUCGGCUUGCCCUGGUCACGACGUGAAGCGACAACAUGUCAACGAUACACACGGCGCCAUGGCUUCCCAAAUCACCUCAGCAUCCACGACAUCACUCUCUCAAUUAUCUCAGGCCUUCGAAGAGGAUAUGCUGUCCCAGACCACAGCACCGUUCGUCAAACGCGAACUUUUUUCUGUAGACAGCUGCUGGACCCCGCAAGAGCUUGGAGAAGAUGGAGGCAUGAAGCAGGAGUUAUUGGAGGAAAAGAAGCAGGAAGCCGAGUUUGAUAAUGGGGACAUCGGGGCAUCCAUUCCUGAUGUCGCGGAGUUGUUGGAGGAAAAGAGGGAUGAAGCCGCGUUUGACGAUGGGCACUGCGGGGCAUCCAUUCCUGACGUCGCAGAGUGUUUCGAGGAAAAGAAGGAGGAUUCCGACUUUGGUAAUGGGGACUGCGGGGCAUCCGUUCCUGAUGAUGUCGCGCAGGAGCCAGGGCAACCGCGAAAGAAGUUGAAGAAAUACCUCACUGCUGGAGAGAUUUUGGAACAGAUCAAGAGUGGGCACUUCGAGUCUCUGGCAUCUAGUCCACACCUGCAAAAGGACAUCGGCAUCAAGGACUCAGCAUGGGAGAGGCUGCCCGCCCGCGACUGCGUGCACAGUCUCAUCGGACAGUACAACUUGGUCCGACAACCCCACGAGCUGUACCACUUCGAGUACAGUCGAUCUCCAGAAGGCGUCACUGCAUGGUUAGUUACGACAGGCUUCUUCCAGAGGCAGUUCAGAGGCUUUGCCAGGCACGGGUCGGGGGUUGGAAGCGGCAAAAAGAAUAAGCCUGCCCCUUUCCUUGACAAGAGAGCUGCCGAGCAAGUGGCUUGUGAAGCGUUCAAACGAGAUGCUCAAGUGCAAGAAGUACGGCAACUGCUUCCACCAAGGAUGGACAGGAUUCGAAACUUCUUCUUUCUUACUAAAGCCCAAAGAGAUGAACUUGAAGAGUUGGGAUAUAAGCCGUCAGUUGUGCAAUCGGACAUCGCAAAGGCCAUUUAUAAUGGCUUCAGGGCUCUCGGCUGCCGUAACGUGUUUUGGGACGAGCAGGAUGGAUUGUCAAAGAAUGCAGCCUGA
This is a messenger RNA of Symbiodinium sp. CCMP2592, 1113 nucleotides long. Lineage: Eukaryota; Dinophyceae; Suessiales; Symbiodiniaceae. The record is from the annotation of a GenBank genome assembly.